This is a messenger RNA of Rhodofomes roseus, 2164 nucleotides long. RefSeq names its product sphingomyelin phosphodiesterase. Lineage: Eukaryota; Fungi; Basidiomycota; Agaricomycetes; Polyporales; Fomitopsidaceae. The transcript is spliced from 19 exons. The record is from RefSeq and is a predicted model, not a curated record. Gene Ontology annotation, biological process: sphingomyelin catabolic process. Gene Ontology annotation, molecular function: sphingomyelin phosphodiesterase activity. The coding region runs from base 104 to 2137 and encodes 677 amino acids.
GAGUAUUUAAUGUGGACGAGGCCAUUGUGCACAAGCCAGCGAGCAGCCCGCACAGCCCGCUGAGGAUCUUACCGCUAGAAAGUCCACCAGCAUCUGGUUAGCCAUGGCGCGUAACGUGUUCGGGGCGUUCAGCGUCUCCAUCCUGCCGGCGAUCGUUGCGGCCCAGGCGAGCGGGACACUUCCCACUGCCUACACACUUCCGGGAGUCUUCCCUACCUCGGUGUACGCUGCGUACUACAACGACCCGACUGCUACUACCGCCGAGCCCCAGCCGAUCAUCACUGACCCCGUCACGCAUGAGGUCUAUCCGUAUUGGUUGACGAACCCCGAGACAAUUCCGCAGCUCGACACAUACGAGGCGCACCCGCUGCCCCCGCCCGCCGCGGGCUCGCAGCUGCUCCAGUAUGCGAUCCAGCAGAUCACGACGAUCGCGAACAGCUCAGUCUUCGCGGGCGACUCAUGUGCCGCCUGCCUGGCCGGACUCGAGGUCGCCAAGUUCCUUGCACUCGCCGCGCCGGAGCAGGGCCCGAGCCUCGCCGUCGCGCUCUGCGAGGCGUUCGACUACUCGUCCGACUGCGCGACGGAGUACAGCGUGUACGACCUCGGCACGCCGAUCACCCAGGUGAUCGCGUAUGCCGAUGUGGGUGGUUAUGAUGGUCAGGUUAUCUGCCAGCGGUACUUCAGCAUGUGCACGGACCCAGGCACCAGCCCUCUCGACUUGACGAACUGGUUCGCGAAGCCGAAGCCGAACCCGCUCCCACCGCCCAAGCAGCCCACGGGCGAGCGGCUCAAGGUGCUGCAUAUGUCCGACCUGCACAUUGACCCCCGGUACACGAUCGGUGCCGAGGCCAACUGCACCAAUUACCUAUGCUGCCGUCCCGGUGUGUAUAACUCGGACAGCCCGAAUGUGACUGUCCAGCCUGCCCCUCGCUAUGGCGCAUACUACUGUGACGCUCCGUUCACCCUGAUCCUGGCCGCGCUUCAAGCUGUUCCAGUGCUCACAGGCACAGAGGAGUACGGCUUCAACUUCACUAUCUACACUGGAGACUUGGUAUCACACGACCCCGAUCAAGAACUGUCCAGAGCAUACACAGUGUACUCAGAGACCGUCCUAUACGAUCUCCUGAAACGGCAGAUCAACUCUGGCCCUGUUUAUGCCGUGAUGGGUAACCACGAUACGUACAAUGAGGCACAGAACUCCCCGUACGACAUCGACCCGUCCAUCACCGGACAAUUCAACUGGGACUACGACCAUCUUGCAUCGCUGUGGGAGAUCGAGGGCUGGUUGUCUGCCGAGACGGCGCAGCAGGCCCGUACGCACUAUUCUGCGUACUCUGUACAACGCACAGAUGGCCUCAGAAUCAUCACUGUGAAUACCGAUUUCUGGUACACGGCCAACUACUAUAACUACAUGAACUUGUCUUCCUCCGAUAACUCCGGCAUGCUGCGCUUCCUGACUGACGAGCUCCAAGACGCUGAGGACGCCGGUGACCGUGCUUGGAUACUCGGCCAUGUCCCUACUGGCUGGGACGGUACUAACGCCCUCAAGAAUCCCAGCAACCUCUUCUAUCAGAUUGUGGACCGUUACUCGCCUCAUGUCAUCGCAGCCAUCUUUUUCGGUCAUGACCAUGAAGACGAGCUGAGUAUCUUCUACGCGAACAACGCCACCAGCAUCAGUGCAGAGGACGCCCUCACAGCCUCAUGGAUCAUGCCUUCCGUUACGCCCCUAACGAACCUCAACUCCGGAUUCCGCAUGUACGAAGUCGAUUCCGGGACGUUCGAAGUCUUGGACGCCUACACCUGGUACGCUGACGUCAAUGCGUUCGGCGCCCUGGAUGGGCAGACGGAGUUCGGGCCCACGUAUGAGCUCGAGUACAGCACGCGCGAGGCGUACGGAGCGAGCAUCGAAUGGGGCUCCAAUGACCCUCUGAAUGCGACGUGGUGGCAUCUGGUGACUGAGGCGAUGGAAGCAAAUUCGACGCUCGUCGAGCUCUUCAAUACGUAUCAAGGGAAGAGCUCUGUCCGGUCACCUGCCUGUACCGGCGAGUGUAUCACCGCAAAAAUCUGCUAUAUGCGUAGCGGCAGUGCCCCCAUCGCAGCCGCUAACUGUCCCUCUGGCUAUGGCUCCGUACAGUAGAUCCGCACCCGCAAAAUUCGUAUUGGG